This is a messenger RNA of Phyllostomus hastatus (greater spear-nosed bat), 10169 nucleotides long. It is a transcript of the gene SGCD, whose product is annotated as sarcoglycan delta. The transcript has 8 exons. Bases 994 to 1863 code for a protein of 289 amino acids. The record is from RefSeq and is a predicted model, not a curated record. Gene Ontology annotation, cellular component: sarcoglycan complex; sarcolemma. Gene Ontology annotation, biological process: cardiac muscle tissue development; heart contraction. NCBI's taxonomy places the organism in Eukaryota, Metazoa, Chordata, Mammalia, Chiroptera, Phyllostomidae.
AAACCCAGCAGAAUGUACACGGGACAUCCUGACGGAGUGCCAUCCAGAAAUAAUCACAGGUACACCGACCGCGGACACGUUCUGAUCAAAGGUGCAUUGGGCUCGCCUUUCUGUUUCCUAUAACCGUCGCACGCAUUGCCAGAGCCUGUAAAAUGUUCCGUGGUCGGACCCGCACACUUACGGAGCAGAGAGCAACCAAAGUGCCUAAGAGAUAAUUGCACUCCUUUUAGCAGCCGCAGCCAUGGAUGCGCACACAUCAGGACGAGGGCUCAGCUCCGAAGUCCUGAACCAGGCUGGAAAUGCUAAAAAUAUUGUUCCCCCUCCAGCAGCUGAGAUGUUGAGUGAAGACUGAGGCAACACAGGUAAGGAGAUCAAAUUAGAGUUCACAUCUCUCAGCUGUAACAGGCUUGUUAUCAGGGCCGGGGAGAGCUGGGGUGGGGGCGCCCAGGGGUCAGCCAGGAAUGCAAAUAGGAGCAGCAAGUUAGAAGGGGGCAAUCUUGAGCAGAAGAAAGAGAAGGCUUAUCUCCAGCAUCUAGCACCACAGCGCAGAGCCCGCGUGGAGAAUGGCUGCGAAAUCCGAAUUGGUUCUAGAGGCGGUUUCCUUUGUGGUCCUGCGUGUGAGCCCGGCAGGCGCCGUGGGCACUGUGGCAGGGGAGCGGGUCCGCACUCCGCACAUGUGUUUCCCAUUGAUAGCUGGAGACAGCCCAGUAGCUCCGAGCUGGCCUGACAAAGCCGUAUUGAAGCACAGACAGAGUACGGUUUCAAAGCAGUCAGAAAAAGAACGGGAAUGCUGUUCAGGAAAUUCUUCAGGCAUGGGCAGGGACUUGGCUGCAGUUCCACUUUUGGAAAAUCUGACUGGGGCAGCUUCUGAGCGCAGGCUGGGCCUGCUCACGCUCCGCGGGCCCCGAGGCCGCCGCCUCCUUCCCAGCCUCUCAGCACACACCCGGACUGAGGGCGAUUUCCAACAGCUGCUUGGGGAAGCAGACGAGAGAGAUGCCCCAGGAACAGUACGCACACCACCGGGGCGCCAUGCCCGGCUCCGAGGGGCCACAGGUGUACAAAGUGGGGAUUUAUGGCUGGCGGAAAAGAUGCCUGUAUUUCUUUGUCCUGCUCCUGAUGAUUUUAAUCCUGGUGAACUUGGCCAUGACCAUCUGGAUCCUCAAAGUCAUGAACUUCACAAUUGAUGGAAUGGGAAACUUGAGAAUCACGGAGAAAGGUCUAAAGCUAGAAGGAGACUCAGAAUUCUUGCAACCUCUCUACGCCAAAGAAAUCCAGUCCCGACCGGGUAACGCCCUGUACUUCAAAUCAGCCAGAAAUGUGACCGUGAACAUUCUCAAUGACCAGACUAAAGUGCUAACUCAGCUGAUAACAGGUCCAAAAGCUGUAGAAGCGUAUGGCCAAAAGUUUGAAGUAAAGACAGUUUCUGGGAAAUUGCUCUUCUCUGCCGAUAACAACGAAGUAGUGGUCGGAGCUGAGCGAUUACGAGUCUUAGGAGCAGAGGGCACCGUGUUCCCUAAAUCCAUAGAGACCCCUAACGUCAGGGCAGACCCCUUCAAGGAGCUAAGGUUGGAGUCCCCGACCCGGUCUCUGGUGAUGGAGGCCCCAAAGGGAGUAGAAAUAAAUGCAGAAGCCGGCAACAUGGAGGCCACCUGCAGAACAGAGCUGAGACUGGAGUCCAAAGAUGGAGAGAUUAAGUUAGAUGCUGCGAAAAUCAAACUACCUAGACUGCCUCACGGAUCCUACACGCCCACAGGAGCGAGGCAGAAGGUCUUCGAGAUCUGCGUCUGCGCCAACGGGAGAUUAUUCCUGUCCCAGGCAGGGACCGGUUCCACUUGUCAGAUAAACACAAGUGUCUGCCUUUGAGAGACUCUCUACAGAGGACACUGUCGGCAGUGGAAGGCCUUUUUCUGGCUUUAGACGCUGGCUGCCGGCUAUUUUUACUAGAACACAGAAAGCCUAUCAAAGACCUUGUGUGUGUGCGUGCGUGCGUGCGUUUACACGUGAGUGUGUUUGCGUGUGUGGGUGGAUAUAAAUAUAUAUAAAUAUAUAUAAAUAAAUAUAUAUAUCCUCUGUAUAAAAUGAGGUUUCAGUACAAAAGGAACCAUGGGUGACCCUGGAUAUCCGGUCAUUUCCAUCCCCACCCCACCACCACCUACAUGAUAAAAAUCAAAACACUAAUUCAGGCUCCGCAUUCCCUGGACCCUUCAAAAAUCACUCAGUGUCUCGGACACUUACCAAAAAUUCAUCUACACCUUUGAGUAACAGCAUAUCUCCUCUUUUAGUGUCAUUACAGGGCAGUGAUGGCGGGAAUCUCCAAGUCAUGCCCGAGUGCUGCAACCUUGAAACUAAAAACAGACCAUUGGGUUUCCUUUUGCAGCUUCAGUGAGGCUGACCACCUUCUCCCUCUUCACGUUGUGGGCGGGGCAGUUCAGCCAUACACGCUCGAAAUGGCUGUUCUUCCUUGUCAGUCAAAUGUCUGGGCGCUUGUGCAGUUGGGUGAGUGAGGAGGGUGAAUUUUAGCAAAGCAUGAACUUCUCACCCAAUUCCCGCUCUCUUCCUUCUUUCAAACUCGCAUGUUAUCCCCCAGUCAAAACCGGAGUUAUAAAUCAGCACAAAGCGGGAUAACAGCCACUCCUCUGUCGGCUGGAAGCUACUCAGUGACCUCACAGGCAAAGAGUAAAUGGGUAAUGUAUCUCUGUUUAAAGAGGAAAAAAGGCUCAAAGUCUGUUCUGUCCUCACUUCUGACUUAUUCAAUAGACUCCAACUCAGAAUAAUUGGAUCAGUCAAAAUUAACAAGAAGGGGACCCCUACCCCAAGAGGAGCCGUUUGGAGAUGAAAGUCGAAGAGUAGCUUCGGGAACCUAAUUAUUUUUAUAUGUUUCUUGGGAUUGGCAGGUAAUUUAGAGACAUGCCUUUUAUUUUUAAAGGCAUGCACACACCGACUUGCUCUGUUAUGAAUGUAGGGAUAUUCGUAUUCCUAAAUCCACCAUUAUGUUUUCUCCAAGAAAAACAGAUCUAAAGUACUACAUGCCUCCCCCCUAGACAUGCUCACUGAAACGUAACAUAAACUGAGUCAAGUAUCUUUAUCAGAAUCACUGUGUCCCCCCCACCCAGCAGCACCCACCCCACCCCCCACGUGUGGAAGGAAGCAGCUCUCUAAUUCCCGCCAUCAGCUACCACCCAUCACUCCGUCUUCAUCGUCAUGCUCCAGGGUCACCCUGGCCAGCUCUUGUGCUGGGACAGGGGAUUACACCAUCUCUGUUCAAAGAGGGGGAAAUGUGCCUAUGCCUUAAGUCAAUGCACUCAGCAAGGAGAAGCACAUCCUAUUUAUCUUGUCAUUUCCUGUAGUUUAUUUCGGGUGAUCGGAGGGGAAUGGUUCAGUGAUGACUGGGCGUCUCAACAGCAGGUCGGCCGGCCAAGUGGCUGCAGACGGGGAGCCCGAGGAGCACAGAACGGAGACACGCCUGGCACAGACAGUCCUCGAUGCCACUCAGCCGGGACUGGCCCCACGAUCCGAAAUGAAGUGGUCUUUAUAGGCCCGAAUGGCUUUUGUUUCUUGUUUUUAUUUUUUUCCUUCGACAAGGUUCUAAUUUGUUCUUAUUUCACAAGCAGGGUGAGAUUUGUCUUAGGAAAUUAAAAAAAGAAGAGGUUGGCUAUCUAUGAGCUGCCACUCAGGCGCUGGGCUGCGGUUUGUACACAUGGAGGUUAAAGCAAGCUGCGUGUGCUCAGUCCCUCGGACGUAGGGGGAGGAGGGGUGGUUCUGGUUGCACCACGGCCCUGCGGGCUUCCAGACCCCAGGCUCCCUCUAGUCCCUGCUGCUCAGCGCCCCCUAGAGAAGAAUUGGGUUGUUCAAGGGCAAGAUCAUGAGACUGCUUAGUUUAUUGCAGUUGGAUCAAAGCAAGAAAACUCCAAAAAGGUGUCAGGUUGCUGUGCAUCAGUAUUCCCUGUAUCCUGUAGGAUCACACAGCCGGAGUCUGCAUGUACCACACACGGGGCUCUGCCAGGCCAGGAGAGGCCCUCCCUGCGGCUGCGAGCGUGUCCCCCACGUCGUUCAGAUAAACAAGAGUGGCUGCAAGGUCCUUGGUGGCUGAAUACCAUGAUACACAGUUUUUUCCAACAGGCGCACCACCCUUCUCCACAAUCAACACAAUCCACAGGCGACAAGAACACAAAAGGUUCCUGAACCUCUUUCCUCUGAUUUGGGCCUAAUCAUUACCUGGAAGUUGGAGAUGAGCGCCUUGGGAAUUUCAUACCAGUAAAAAGACUGGUGUGAUCCCGCUUAGAAAAGUUUAUCCUAAAGGUAUUCAGAUCACAGAUAAAAUAGAAAUAAUGAUAGCAGCCAAGAAUAGAAACCAAGCACCUAUGGGGGACAGACAUGAUAUAAAGUCCCAAUUGUCAUUUGUGCUAAGUGAACAUAAUACACGAGGUGAUGAAUGAGCAGGAAAUCUGGCACGGAUUACAUUAUGUAUUUUGGUUUAGACUUUAGAAUUUGAUAAAAUGCAUUCUAAGUUCUUCAAUGUAUUUUUUUACUCCCUACUUCCUUCAACUAGAAUAUGCGUCCAUGGUCACGAGAGAAAGUUUUACCUGAAUUCUGGGGGGAGAAAUAUAUCUUUUACAUUAAAAUCUGAGAACCUUUAAUUUUUAAAAAUGAGAUUAUUUUCUAAUUUUUAUAAUGUCUUCCUGACAAUCACAGCCUUCAGUGCAGUGGGUGGCAUAAGAAACAAAUCAAGUGAAGUUGUAAUAUUCUUGAAGUUCUAGUAGGUUCAUAUUCUUCAGAAGAGUUUUAAAAAUGAAAAGUUGAUCUCCAGAGAGGCUUAGCACUAUGUCUGUUUAGCACCAGGUCAUAAAGGCUCAGCCUUGGGAAACUGGGAGCGUGUGAUAGAGGGUUUCAAAAGCCCUCUGGUGGCAUCUGUGUAGCUGGCAACUUGAUAGGAGGUGCUCUAAUUUUGUCACCCAAGGAAGAGAUCUUCCCAGCUUGAAUUGGUUUUCCUUUCUUUUACAUCAGUCUUCUUCCUCGGGCUCGUUUUGGUUGUCCGUCCCGCAACCGCAGACCAAAGAUUGCUUGAGGUUUGAUUCCAGAGCAGGGGUCAGCAAACUGUGGCCCCCUCAACCAAAUCUGGCUCAUCCGCUGUUUUUGUCAAUAAAGUUUUAUUGUAACACAGCCACAUCCGUUGAUUCGCAUGUUGUCUAUGGCCGAUUUCCUACUGUAACAGCAGGGUGGAGUAGCUGUGCCAGAGAUCCCAUGGCCCACAAUGCAUUAGACAGUUACUAAUUGGCCUUUACAGAAAAAGUUUGCUGACCCCUGAUGUAGAGGUCAUGUAUGGCAUGUGUUGGACACGGCAGCAAAGGAAGCAGACUUCACGGCAGCAUAGAGUAAGCCUACAUGUCCACGUGUGCUUGGAAACAUAAACACUUGGCUAUAGACAAGAGGUUAGCCUUAUACUGUGUAAAAAAAGAGGGGGGACCCACUUGUCUGAGAAGUGCAGGCUCGCAGGGAGGCUAGGGCUAUGGGGAAGAUGGAAAGGAAAGUUGUAAUCGUCCAAGAGUUUCUUUCCUUGGACCCUCAGUAAACAGGAGGGAGGCACCUCCCAUCUGUAGCUCGUGUGGCAAGACGUGAAGCAGGGUCCUGUGAUUUAACCUUAGAAUCUCCUCCCUGAGGAGACUGUUUCUGCGAUCUCUACCAAGAGGCUUCGCCUCACCUUCCCAUGUUCCCAACAGAUGCCCGUCCCCUGGCGAUGCCCAUCCAGACGAUGGUUUGACUUGGCAUUGCCACCGCAGUCACUCACCUCCGGCCUGCCUACUCCCCUCUGACCACCCCGGGUCCGAAGGGCUGGUGAGACCAACCAGUAAUUAGAAAUAUGGAAAAAUGCAUCUUGAAAUACAUAGGAAGGGGAAAAAAAAAUGGAGUACAAGUCUUCCAUGAAGCUGUUGCCAGACAGUAAUUCAGUUUGAUUUUUGGGUCCACGGACCUGGGCCCUGGUGCUUUGGUGUGGCAGGAGCCCAAAAAAGACGGUUCUGAACUCCGCAGCUGGGCCUGGGCGGUGAGGCGGGUUCCCACCAGAGGCUCGUCCCUUCCGUCAACACCCCUCCUGCCAACCCAGGGUUUACACUCCUAUCCAGUGUUGUCGGAAUAGCAAUCGGUAUGAGAGAGCCUCUGUAAACUGAGUAUCGUGUCAGAGAGGAAAGGUUCUUUUUUUUUUUUUCACCUCAGUGAAAACCACCACCAUUUACCAGACCCUAAUCAGCACCACCCAAGGGAUCCCUGAGCGUUUUAUCUGGAUUCAACCGAAAGGAAAUUCAGUUGGCAGCCCUGCCUGUCACAGGAGGAACUAGACAAGAAUGUCUUGCUUUUGUUUUUUUUAGGUAAACGGUAGCAUGCUACUUGGACAAAAGAGGUAAACAUAUUCACCUGAGCACCUGAACCUUAUUCUUCAGGCUCUGUGAAAGGUGAAAAGCUCGUUAGAGUAAGUUGUAAACGAGACCCAUUCUCUAGCCUUCUCCUGCGCCAGGGAAUCCGAGGCACAAAGAGGGUAACACGGCAGCCCCUGCGAUGACACAUUUGCAUGGUGCCCCAGCAGCAGGUUGCGGGGAAAGUUAAAAGAAACAACCUUAGAAAACAGGCCUUUUAUCUCCAAUAUAAAAUGUCUUUCUCUGGGCCUUUCAUCAUCUUCUCUUCGGUGGAAGGUCCCCCCACUUCCAGCAUAUUUCCAUUAAAAUAGUCAAAGCCGCUGCAUUGGGAUGUCAGAUGCAUUUCUUUCUUUGUGGUAAUCGGAAUUUAAAAUUAUACAGUUGCCUCUGAAUUUCUCAUUCACAAAGAGAAACCGCUGAUAAGAGAGAAAGCGGUCUGAAGCCUGCUGCUUCCGCCAGCACAGCCCACCACCCGCACGGGCACUUUCAAAAGCAAUGUGAUUUCUAUGGUUCUUAGAAGCUGUCUUCAUAAUGGAGUCCUUGAAAUUUCUCAAGGCAGAUCUGAAUGGCAAAGGGAAAAAUAAUCAUCGGUGGGAGGUCCUCGCUUUGCGUAUUGUCAGAGCACAAGUGUAAAAGAAAAUAGCCCAUUUGGGGUGACCCCUGCUCACAUAGACUAUUUUCUUUUGUUUUUACCUCGGUUCCUUUUAUAGAUACUGACAGGGUAGGAAAUUAGCAUCUUCCUUUGAGAGAAGAAAGCAAUUCGAGAAUACUGUGAGCCCUGGAUGGCACAGGAAGCCUGAUGUCUUAACAUAUUAGUGAUGUUAUCAAAUCCAUCAAAAAAAGUCUCAGACACACUGCCAACAAUGCUAACUCAACUCCAGCCCAGAAGGUGGUAAGACCAGUCCCACUUGCAUGAGGCUUGCCAGUGGAAUAGAACAAAGGAUGUGGAGGCAAGAACAGUGUAUAGGGUCCAAAUGCACCUGUGAUGGUAGGAAGCCAGAGAGGUGUCCCCAGAAUGUCUCUUCAGCCGCAUAGCCAGCCAGCCAGCCAGCCAGCCAGCCUCACUGGCGAGGGAGGGGAUUGCGUGUCUGCCCAGAGCAUUAGCUGAAGUUAGGUAAAUGGGACACACACGAGGCUGUCCACUUUGGGGGAAGAGAAGGAACCAUCUGUCUUCCCCAAACUCGAUUCUGCAUUCCUACUCCUCGACUUGUCUCGUGGUCCCUCUUCUUCCAAUGUCCUCACAGCCUAUUUCUGCAUUUAGGUCAUUCUGGUGAAAUGAGAGAUAACAUGGAUUUCAUAACGUGAGAAAUUCCAAGGGAAUCACUGAGGUUACGUCGGAGCAGAAUAGCAGAGAAUUGUCUUGGGGCAGGAAGAUGAUAUUUGUUGGCAAGGAAGCUGUUGGUGUUUCUUUAGCCCCCAUUUCAUCAAAUCCAUAGGGUUCUAGCGUUUUGAGGGUUGUACGUUCUUCGGAGAAUCAGAGCGCAGCUCUGGACCUCUCCCCAAAGAAAAGCAUGCCCUAGCAGUUUUGCAUAAAAUCAAAUAGGCCUUCUUGGACCCAAAACCAAAUCUAAGAUAUGACAAGAGUUGGAUUCUAUUUUCCGAUUACAGUGCUAAUUUUUCUAAAUGUUCAUCGAGCACUUAGUGUUUGACAUGCAUUCACCAUUUCAUCCUCAAAAUAAUCCUUUGAGGUGGAGUCUAACAUUGUUCCAAUACGCAGAGAUGGAAACUGAGGCUGAGAGACGUUAGGAAACUUGCCCGAAGCCACCAGCUAGAAAAUGGCAGAGCUGGAACGGGAACCCCCUCCAGACCACUGUGCUGUGAAGGCACCAGCGUGUCCAACUAUUUGUCAGGUGACGUGGAAGAAUGUCUCCUACCCACUUCUAGACUAGGCCAUGUCGGGGAGACGAAGCUAUACGUCUUACAUCUCCCAUCGUUCUGUAAUCUCUUGCCCAUGACAGCACCCGGUACGGGAGUGCAGGUGCAUGAGGUGAAAAUAUUAGGAGGUCAGUCUGGGUAGAAUCUGAGACCAAAAAGAGAAAAUCAGUUCGCUCUGUAUGUGGUCCUUGUUAAGUCAGGCUUCUUAUCCCUGCAAACUGGAAGACCCCUGGUUGUCAGCUUUACAUCUAACAGAAAAUUGUAAUGCUGCGCAGUCUCUGGGUGUGGCUGACCAAGUCAGCAUUUCCUCACACGCACAUCACCUUCCCCGGUUCCUCAGUCCAAAAGACAAGUGUCUUAUUUUAGGGGAGGUCUUUGACACCAUUUCGUUGUCGUGCUUCCCUACUUUUACUUGUAGCAAAACUCAAAAAAAAGAAUCAAAUAGAAGGGAGCUCAGUCUCUAUUACUGUGCCCGUUUCUCUGCGAGAAUACAGGACUAGCAAGAACUCGAUCCGCAGCCGCCAUUCAGUACCCAACCCGGCCGCCUGGGCUCCGCCAGUGGCCUUGGCCCUGCACCUCGUCAGUCCUCACAAGCAGGCCAUGCCCCUCCCCACGUGCAGGAACUUCUCACCAAAGCACUCAGGCUGGCACUUUCAAUUGAUCUGGGUUGGAAAAGGGACGAUUUGUCAACCCUUGUUUAAAUGGUGGCACCCUUUGACCCUGUACCCAUGCACUGUACAUGGGGUGUCCUGAAUUCAGCAAUGAACUUGAGGGCAUUCCAACUACUAAAGGAGAUGAGUACAUCUGAAGUUCUUUACAACUUGGUGGCUUUGGGCCACUUUCAACUUCUAAGCAAAAAGAUCGGGGUUUGAUCUGUAAGAAUUCAAAGACCUGAAAGCAUCCUGAAGCAUUAACUCAGCCAGUGACUAUCCGAACAGGUCAUCCACCAGUUUGCCCGUGGUAAGGCCCGGCUGUGGACCUGCCCUCGCCCAGAGCUGAUAGACCAAACGGGAAAGAGACGGGGGCUCAUCCUGCUUUUCUGUGCUUUUUCAGCAGCACGUAUCUGGCCCACUGGGUGGUGUGGACAGAGCUUGUCACUGCUCCUGACAGACCUAGUCCCAGUGCCAGCCAGGGUCCCGUAGAGCCCACCUGGCUCCGCUGCCUCCUAAAACUCCAGUAAAGGGACGAGCACAAAAGCAUCAGAGACCCUGUUUUAGGGUAAGUCAUCCAGGGGUUUUCUUUUAACGGUAUGUGCAUCCCAGUGGCCUGUCAGGAACGGGUACCUUGAAGGGGUCUCAUGGAACUACCACCUCCAGAGCCGGAGAUCAGGUUCCUUGGUAGAGAUGGCACCUGGCGAAGCAGAGGAAAGGGUCCACAAACCUAAAUUAACCUCAUUUGUGUCCAGUGCUUGGCUGAGGGGGUAACGGAGUUUUCCUUGCUACCUACCUCCCCAGUCAACGGUUUCUUUGUCUAAGGCCACAAAGAAGCAGACAUAGACCUCUCAAGGAGGUCAGACUGCAGAAGGGAAGGUAGAGGCCGUGCAUUGCUGUGCGGGUGAGACACACUCCUGGAGAAGCCAGAUUCUGGGGCUUUUAACAGAAAAGCUGAGGUCCUAGAAGUCCAAGUUGCUUGGAGAUUUUGAAAAAGGCACCCCAUUCCCAUAAAGUAAUUAAGUUCAGCCUUUGGAGUAUUUUUGGUUUGGUUUUUCUCCGGGUUUGGGUGUGGUGUAAGAAAGAGCUUAGUUAUGUUUUUCUUUUGAAUAACAUCAAUCCUUGCACACUCUAUGCAAAAAUUUUGUAAGCAUUGCAAUAAUGCUAUGAAUUACAAGGAACUAUUUUAACUAUUACACUUUCUGUAUAAAAAAAUUUGUAUUUAAUAUUAUUUCAA